AUGGCUGCUUCUGUUGAUCAACAACAAAACCUGAAUGAGCUGGCCGAUGGUCAGACUCAACAAGCGCAAGGCCCGACUGAAAUCAGCGAGGCUGAUGUCAAGACGGCUGUGGCGCUCGCCAGCCUCCGCUCAACCCGCAACUCGACGGCUCGCUCGAAAACUUACGCAACCAGCACUCAGAAGAAUCGCUCGUCGUAUGGAAACGCGCCGGUGUUGGCUGAAAUUGAGGCCGCCGCCGCUGUUGGCGCACAACUCGCGCAGACCGCCUUCCAGUUCACCGUCAUGGUCGCAUCGCUCAUCGUCGCCGCACUCGUCAACACAUUCCAUGUCGCCUACUUCUCGAUGAGAAAGCCCGAUCUCUCCAAGGAGAUCUUCCAAUCCGCCUAUCAUCUUCUCAAGCUCUCCUAUGACAACAACUUGCUCACCCUCCGCGAGAUCGUCAACAUCACCAACGCGAAUCUCAUUGCGCCAAUGGCGCGCCAAAAUCAGCAGUAUUAUAAUGAGGAGAAUCAGAAGACAAGUGAGGUGCACACAAUGCGCACCGCCUCCAAUGUUUCUCGUUUGAACUAA
Molecule: messenger RNA, 570 nt
Organism: Caenorhabditis bovis
Lineage: Eukaryota; Metazoa; Nematoda; Chromadorea; Rhabditida; Rhabditidae
Source: the annotation of a GenBank genome assembly